This is a messenger RNA of Diachasma alloeum, 642 nucleotides long. RefSeq lists its product as uncharacterized. The transcript is spliced from 3 exons. The record is from RefSeq and is a predicted model, not a curated record. The coding region runs from base 1 to 642 and encodes 213 amino acids. NCBI's taxonomy places the organism in Eukaryota, Metazoa, Arthropoda, Insecta, Hymenoptera, Braconidae.
AUGUAUGUCACGAACAAAGUCUGGGAGAACAAGAAUCUCUGUCCAAGCAGUCGUAUCAGCCUCGAGUCCCAAGCCAACCUGUGUCCAACUCAGAUGAUGGGUGUCCCAUCUGCGCCAACGGUGAUUUACCUGGAGGAGGUCAUAGAUGUGCAAGUGGAAAGGCCGUGCAUCUGCAUGAUAAGUGUUCAGUGUUUGUUGGUGGAGAAGAAGGUUAUGGGGGAAAAAAAAUGCCACGAAUGUCUACGCCGGGAAAACAUGGAGAACGGCAUUAACUCUUCAUCGACCAGAGCUGCUGCAUCUUCAGACCGACACCAUACACUACCUUUGUUACGGCAUGGAGAUGAUCUAGAGCUCCAAGGCAUUGCGAAAGACGGGAACAAGUAUACUCUCAAAUCAACGCAUGCAUUUGGCGCACUUUUUCAUCUCGUCUUAUACACUGCAUUUGAUUCAUCGGAUUUUCGAGAAGGGUCUCUUACAAGUUACGCGGGACACAAUGAAUUGCUGGGUUUGGUCAAAAAACUGAUGACGACGAAAAAGAUUCAUACGAGAAUGUACAUCGAUAGGUGCACUAUUCUUCUAUAUAUAUGUAUCUUUAUUGAUUCCCCUGAGGGUUACAAGGACUUCCGUUUCUUAUAUCUAUAA